AUGACAUUCUUACCACUACCGGUAUCUGAGAUUGAGAUCGGAGGCGACCAUGACAUUGAGUGGUCCCCCUAUCCGAGAUCGAACCAGGUGGCCUACACCACAAAGAAGGGCCUUGUCGAUUUGACCGAUGUCAUGCUGCAUGUGGAGAAGCUUUUGGAUGAUGACGAGGUAAAUUCAGACUUUGAGGAUGUGUUUGUGAAGGCAGAGGCACUGUACAAGGGGCUGCAAACGUAG
Messenger RNA from Penicillium waksmanii, 234 nucleotides. RefSeq names its product Transcription factor. The record is from RefSeq and is a predicted model, not a curated record. The transcript has 2 exons. NCBI's taxonomy places the organism in Eukaryota, Fungi, Ascomycota, Eurotiomycetes, Eurotiales, Aspergillaceae. Bases 1 to 234 code for a protein of 77 amino acids.